Molecule: messenger RNA, 6218 nt
Organism: Lucilia sericata (common green bottle fly)
Lineage: Eukaryota; Metazoa; Arthropoda; Insecta; Diptera; Calliphoridae
Gene: Dyrk2
Product: dual specificity tyrosine-phosphorylation-regulated kinase 2
Exons: 7
Coding region: 182-2503 (773 amino acids)
Biological process (GO): peptidyl-threonine phosphorylation; peptidyl-serine phosphorylation
Cellular component (GO): nucleus
Molecular function (GO): ATP binding; protein serine/threonine/tyrosine kinase activity; protein serine/threonine kinase activity
Source: RefSeq, a predicted model, not a curated record
AGCAAUACGCACUUGCAGCAAACACAACACCAAUGUACGCGGUUCCGGUAACUUUUAAACAGCAACCAAAUUUAUAAAAAAAAAAUAUUUAAAAUAAUAAAAAUUAAUUUUUAAAAAAUUGUUAAAAAACAGCUAAACUAAAGCUGGAAAUAUAGAAGAAAAUUGAUAUAACAAAAGCAAAAUGUUAGAUCGAUGUGAAAUGCCGGUUCAGAUCGACAACGACAAAUGUCGUCGCGAUCGUGAUACCCGUCUCUCAAAUCCACGCCUUGAUUUACCCUCCCUCUGCAAUGUGGGCAGUACACGAGGCUCUUCACGUAAUCAUCAUCAUUCGAAUGGUCAUCAUCAUGGUGCAGCACUGCAGCAGCAGCAGCAACAACAACAAACCACCAACAAUACACAACUACACAAUCGCAGUCCAUCGAAUGGCAAUAUUAGCAAUAGCAUUAAUAAUAACAACAAUAAUAACAAUAAUUUAGGAUCACCAGUGUCCUCGAAUACCGUUUCCUCGCAUGGCAAUUCAUCAAGUGGUGAGAGAGGCUCAUCGACCAAGUCCAACUCUAGUACGGGUAGUGGCAAUUCAGCCAGAGAAGAAAUGAAAUGUAUCACACCAAUGACGCCAUCAGAGCUGGUUAAAAAAUACAGCAAUUAUUUGACUGAUAUGGAAUUUGAAGAGCUAAGAGUGUAUAAGGAAAUCUGGUAUUUUGGACAACAUGCCAAUAAGAAUUAUUCCAAUAAGGUCUCAGCAUCCACCACCAAUUCGGGUUAUGAUGAUGAAAAUGGCAAUUAUAAAAUUAUUGAACAUGAUCAUAUUGCUUUUCGUUAUGAAAUUCUGGAAAUCAUCGGCAAAGGCAGUUUUGGUCAGGUUAUUAGAGCUUUGGAUCAUAAGACCAAUACCCAUGUGGCCAUUAAAAUUAUACGCAAUAAGAAACGUUUCUUAAAUCAGGCCGUUGUUGAAUUGAAUAUCUUGGAUGAGUUGCGUGAAAAGGAUGCUGAUGGAUCUCAUAAUGUUAUACAUAUGUUGGAUUAUAUGUAUUUUAGGAAACAUUUAUGCAUUACAUUUGAAUUGAUGAGUCUUAAUUUAUAUGAAUUGAUUAAAAAGAACAAUUACAAUGGUUUUAGUAUGAGUUUAAUACGUCGUUUUUGUAAUUCUAUAGUAAAAUGUUUACGUUUAUUAUACAAAGAGAAUAUCAUACACUGUGAUCUCAAGCCAGAAAAUAUUUUAUUAAAACAACGUGGCAGUAGUUCGAUAAAGGUCAUUGAUUUUGGCAGCUCUUGUUAUGUCAAUCGUAAAAUCUACACUUAUAUACAGUCGAGAUUUUAUCGUUCGCCGGAAGUUAUAUUGGGUCUACAGUAUGGUACCGCCAUUGAUAUGUGGAGUUUAGGUUGUAUUCUAGCCGAACUCUAUACCGGCUUCCCUCUCUUCCCCGGUGAAAACGAAGUCGAACAGUUAGCCUGUAUUAUGGAAAUUUUAGGACUGCCACCAAAAGAUCUCAUUGCCACUGCAACCAGACGUCGUUUAUUUUUCGAUUCUCGUGGAGCACCCCGCUGUAUAACCAACUCAAAGGGACGCAAACGUGCACCCGGCACUAAAACACUCUCACAAGUACUCAUCUGUCAUGAUCGCUAUUUCAUUAACUUCCUACAGCGCUGUCUCGAAUGGGAUCCUGCGGAACGCAUGACACCCGAUGAGGCAGCCCAUCAUGAAUUCCUACAGCCGUCUUCCUCCUCCAGACACAGAUCAUGCCGCAUGUCGACUUCAUCGUCUACGGGUGGCCUCAAUAAUUCAUCCUCGCAAAAGUCGUCUUGUUACAGUUUUGCCGAUAUCUCGCCAUCGGCCACAAAUGGCGGCCCAGUAGUGGCCUCUAUAACCAGCACAACGACAGUAAGCAAUGCUGCCAUAACUACCACAACCAAUAAGACCACACGCUCUAAUAAUAAUAAUCAUAAUCAUUUAACCUCCUCCCUAACAAAUGGUGGUGGUGGUAGUACUGGCGCUGGAGUGGGUGGAGGUUUAAAUGGCAAUGGUCAUCAUCAUGCUGCUAGUACACUACAUCAAACUGCACAUGCUCAAUCAUCGGGUCAUUUGCCCGAUAUUAAGCUAAGUGCUGGCGAUAAAUACAAUAGCAUGCAAAAAAUGGCUGUACGAUCAAAAAUUACUUCCUCAGUAUCCGAUCUCGAAUCUGUACAACAAUAUUCUUUACAUCGCAUGUAUGGUACCGCUGGCGGUUCAAAUGGCACUUUAGUGGGCAGCCACACUAACUCACAAAUGACCCAAUCGGCCUCGCGUAAACAUCUCAUUACCGGCACUCUAGGUUCUACGGCCUCGUCCAAAUAUGGCGGCAUUGCUACCUUGGGUCAUACACAUCACAAUAAUGGCAACAACAAUAAUCAUCAUGUCUCACAAUUGCAAACAUCACAUCAUAGCACUGCAUCCAGCAAUCAAAUCAAUAUGUCACAUUCUCAAUCGACGGGCGACGUGUCGGCCAUAUUUGGGCGUGCUUGACUUCGUGCCCGUCCCACAAAACUAGAGCUCAAAAAAUGCAAACUAGUCAAUAUGGUGGAUUUUUGGAGCUAGAAGUGGAAGCAAUUGGGUUCGCAAGAAACUACAAUACAUGAAACAUAAUGAUCAAGUAAGAGAGCCAGAAAGAUAGAGAUGGAAAAUGAGAGCAAAAGUAUAAGAAAACUCUCGGACUGUGGUAAAGAAAAAGAGAGUUGAAGUUUGUAGAAGGAAAGAAAAAAUAAAAUAAUAAAGCUGUGUUUCUUUUUUUUUUUAAUUAAAAUUAUAUUAACUUUAGUUAUAAGAGGAUUUAAUUAUUAUCAAACUAGAUCCCCUAUACCCCCUUAUACCCUUUAACAAGCCCCCCUUCCCCCUUUAGUAAAUAAGCGAAGUGAUCAUUAUGAACAAUUUAUAAAUUAAAGUAAAAAAAAAAUAUUUAUAAAUAUUUUCAAUAGAAAAGAAUUAACUGAAAAUAAUUGGUGUAAUAAUUAUACAUAAAAAUAUGUUAAAAUAAGAAAUUCACCACAGUUUAGUGAUAAUAGAAAAACACAAACAGAUUUACAAGAAUGAAAGAAAAAAAAAUCAUUUAAAUAAAAUAUUUAAAGAAAUAGUUUAAUAAGUUUGUAAUAGUUAUUGCUCAAUACAUAAAGAAACGAAACGGUUUUAAUUAACAAAACAUUAUUCAUUAUAUUAAUAAAAUAUAUAUAUAUAAACAAAGUUAUAAAAUAAAAUAGAAAUUCACCAUUAGGUGAAUUUUGAAAAUUUUUAAAAAAAUUUAUUAUAAAGAUUUUUUUGUUCAAAUAGUUAAAAAUAAAAUCUUAAAAAAUAACUUCUUAUAAGGAAGAGAGUAUUGUUUAAGAAAACUCAGUUAACAAAACUCACCACUAAGAAAAAAGUUUAAAAAAUUUUGAAAUUUUGAAAAUUGCAAGGAAACUUAAAGAAAACGUGAAAAAAAGUUAAAGAUAAACAUAGUGGUGAGUUUCAAAAACUCACCUUUUUCCAAAUAAAGAAGUUUCUGUAUAAUUUUUUAAUAUAUAUAUUAAAUUUAGCCUGUGGUGAGUUAUGAGAAGUGUUAAAAAACCCAAAAACUAAAAGAAAACCAAAGUGGUGAGUUUUCGUUAAACUCCCCAUUUGCCAAAUUAUCCACUUUUUUAACAAUUUUCCUAUAUACUACUAAGAAAUUUAGUAUUUUUCUUCAAAUUAUCCUGUGGUGAGUUAAGUGCCUAAAGUGGUGAAUUUGAAAAAACUCACCUUUUGUUAAAAUAACACAAUUUUCGUUAAAUUUUCGUAGUAUUUAAAGCAUUUUAACAGAAAUUUUUAGUUUUUGUUAAAAUUUACUCAGUGGUGAGUUACUUUUUAAAGUAAAGUACUAAAAAAAUGGUGAUCAAUGUUAAUUUUGCCUUCUGUUGUAAAAUUUCUUUAGUGGUGAGUUUCUUUUGCUAGUGGUGAGUUUCAAGCAAAAGAAAAAUAAUGUAUUUUUUAAAAUUUUCUUAGUUUUCAAUGUUAAUUUUGUUUUCUGCUACAAAAUAUAUUUUGUAGUGAGUUAUUUUUUACAAGUGGUGAGUUUUAAAUAAAGUCAAUUUAUAGCAAAUUUUCCACUUUUUUAAACUUUUUCCUGGCAAUUAUUACUAGUUUUCCUCUCUGGUCCAAAUUUAUUCCAUGGUGAGUUUCUUUUUACAAGUGUUGAGUUUGAAAUAAAGUCAAUUUAUAGCAAAUGUUCCAGUUUUUUCACAUUGUCAUUCAUUUGCAUUGAAUUUUUAGAAAAUUGUAGAAUUUUAUAUUAAUUAAAGAAAUCGCAUAAGCUCACCACAAGGUGAAUUUCUUUUUCAAAACUUACCUUUUGAAAACAAUCAAUAAAAAUAAAGAAACAUUUCUUUAACUAAUAAAAAGAAGCACAAAAUGUAAAAAGAGUUAAGUUUUUGCGAAAUUUUGAAAAUUUUUUUUCUCUUAAAUGUGGUGAGUUUCUUAGCAAAAUUCACGACUCCGAAAAAAAAUAAGAAUUUUAGUAAGAUUUGCUUUAAAAAACUUUAAUAAACCUUAAAUAGUAAGUAAAACUUAAUUUUUUGCAAAAAAUUUUGAAAACUCAUUAAGAGUGGUGAGUUUUGGAUAAUUGUUAAAACUCAUUAAGUUUUCAAAAUGGUGAGUUUUCAAAUAGAUUUCCUAAUAGCAAAAAUUCAAGAAAUGUCAUGAAACGAUUUGCAUGACAUUUACGCCGUGGUGAGUUUAAAAUGAAAACUCACCUUUUAGAAAUAUCGAGGGGUUUAUUGAAAUAUUGCUUUAAAUAACUCAAAUAAAGAGCAUUUGAAGUUUCUUUGUUGAAAUUUUGUUAAAAAUUCGAAAUUUUCUUAAAUUUUGAAAGUGGUGAGUUUAAUAAAAUAGCAUUUUUGCGCUAAAAAUAUAAGUUUUGUUUAAUUUUUUAACCUUUUUAUGAGUAUUAAAUUAAAUUUGUUGAUUUCUAGAAUAUUCACCUUGUGGUGAGUUGUGACUGAAAACUCACCACUAAGUAAAAAUUGAAGGAUUUACUCAAAUGUUUCUUUAAGUAUCAGAAAUAAACUAAAUUUAAUUUUUUUGUUUUAAAUUUGCUAAAAACUGGAAGAAAUUGUAAAAUUUUGUGUUUUCCCGAUUAUUCACCUUGUGGUGAGUUGUGAUUAGAAACUCACCACUAAGAAAAAUUAUUAUAAUUACUGAAAUUUUCUUGUAAAAAAACUCCCAUUAAGUAAAUUUUAAGUUUUUUGGUUUAAUUUAGUGAACAUUUUGAAAUUUUCCAGAAUUUCUUAAAGUGGUGAGUUUAGUAAAAUGCCACUUUUCUUACUAAAAAUAUUUUUUCACUUUACAUAGUAAAUUUUUUUGUAACAAUUUAAUUAAAUUUUGUAAUUACCCAUAUAUGUACAUCGUGGUGAGUUUAAUUCUUAAAUUUUUUCGAGUGGUGAGUUUCUAUAAUGUAAAUUUUUUCACUUACAAUUGAUUUUUUAACAAAAUAUAUAAUACUUUUAGUAGAAUUUUAAAGCAGAAAGCGAUUUUUAUGAAAUUUACCUCGUGGUGAGUUUCUAGUAAAAAUUCACCACUAAGAAAAAUUGAGAGAUUUAAAGAAAUUUAGCUUUAAAUAACCCAAAUAAAGCAGCAUUAGUUGUUUUUUUCUAUAUUUUUCUAAAAAAUUAACUCUUUACAAAUUUUUGAAACGAGGUGAGUUUCAGUUUUUUUCAAAUUCACCAUAAAACUCACCACUCAGCUAAAGUUGUUAAUAAAAUAAAACGAAUAACAUAAUCGUAACUAAUUCCCCACCCUAUAGUAAAACAAAAAUCUUAAUAAAACUUUUUAAAAUAAAAAAACUGUGGUGAAUUUAAAAUUUCUUAUUUAAAAAUCUUAAUUUUCUUUAAACUUAAAAUAAACAAAUAUUAUAAAAACAAUAAGAAACUGUAGUAUAAAUGUCUAUAUAAUGUUUAUAAAUUAAAAAAAAAACUACUAGAAAAGUAAAUGUUUUAAAACAAUUAAAAAUUAUAUAAUUUUCAUUGCCAAUAAUUAACUAUUUAAUAAUUAAUUAAAACAACAACAACAAAAAACACAAAAUAAUAUACAAUAUUUUCUAUAUUGUAUAUUUAAAAAUUAAGUAAAACAAAAAUUUAAACAAAUUUUUAAUGUGUAGUUUUUCCCCUAUUUUGCCCCACUUUUUAAAACAAUUAAAAAAAAAAAACAAAAACAAAUUUAAAUAAACAAACAAAAU